Molecule: messenger RNA, 297 nt
Organism: Cyphellophora attinorum
Lineage: Eukaryota; Fungi; Ascomycota; Eurotiomycetes; Chaetothyriales; Cyphellophoraceae
Exons: 2
Coding region: 1-297 (98 amino acids)
Source: RefSeq, a predicted model, not a curated record
AUGGGCAUCUCUAACGGCGCCGUGAUUGUGAUCGCUAUUGUGGUUGCUGGCUUCGUCGUCAUCACCGGCGCUGUCAUCUUCAAGUUUCAGGCCGGACGAGGGGCCGCGGACGGCGAAGGGGACGGAGAAUACUACAACCAGAGAAGCAACGACCAAGAACACUACAUGAGAGAAGUCCGCGAGAGAAACAGGGCCUGGAACCAAUAUGAAGCGCGAUACGGCGACAGAUUCGGCACUACCAUGACCGGAGCACCCUCGACAAUAUCUGGAACGAACGUCUACUCCUCGCAUGUGUGA